Molecule: messenger RNA, 2921 nt
Organism: Engraulis encrasicolus (European anchovy)
Lineage: Eukaryota; Metazoa; Chordata; Actinopteri; Clupeiformes; Engraulidae
Gene: sla1a
Product: Src like adaptor 1a
Exons: 7
Coding region: 471-1331 (286 amino acids)
Biological process (GO): signal transduction; regulation of MAPK cascade
Cellular component (GO): COP9 signalosome; plasma membrane; cytoplasm
Molecular function (GO): phosphotyrosine residue binding; epidermal growth factor receptor binding
Source: RefSeq, a predicted model, not a curated record
GGAAGUUACAAAACUGACAGCACUGAAAAGGCGCUGGCCAGAGGUGUGGCGCUCAGAACGAGCUCUACAUAUAUACAAGCAGCUCACGCUGCUGACUUUUAUUUAUUUCGUCUUUCUUUCUUUCUUUCUUUCUCUUUUUUUUGUAUUUGUUUCCUCUUCUCUUUGCACUGUCAUACUGGUCUGUGGAUGUGUACGAAGCGAAUGGGAAACCAGGCUGUGCGAUAAUCGAGCUGGAGGAGAACUCAGCACGAAGAACGUACAGGAACAUUUUUUAUUUCUUAUUUCUGUUUUUAUUCAAUAUUACUUUCUUUCUGCUCUUUCUGUGGUCUUGCUCGUCUUUCAUAUAUGCUUGCACUUUUAUUUUCUUACAAAGUAAAUGGGAAGUCAGGAGGACGUAUGAUCUCCAAGCACUGGAGCCGUUGCAGAGCCACUGACGUCUGGCUGCCCAUCAGGCAGCAGAGGAGCCAGCCAUGGGAAACGUCAAGAGCAGGAUCGUUGGGCCUGACCAAACGGCCGUGAACGUGGAUGCGGACGCACAGCUGAAAGCUAGUGACAAGGACAUCCUGGUAGUGCUGGUGGACUACCCGUCGGCAGACAUAAGUGAUCCCAUCUUCAGGAUCGGAGAAAGACUUCAGGGACUAGCUGAAGAAGGUUCUUGGUGGAAAGUCCGAUCCCUUAAAACAGGACAUGACAACUACAUUCCCAACAUACAUGUUGCAAAGGUCUACCAUGGAUGGCUGUUUGAGGGGGUCGUCCGGCAGAAGGCAGAGGAGCUUCUAAAGUUGCCUGGGAACGUGGUUGGCUCCUUCAUGGUCAGGGAAAGUCCAAAAGACAGAGGGGUAUACUCCUUGUCCGUGCGGCAUCGGGCCAUUAAGCACUAUAAGAUCUUCCGCAUGGCCAACAGCUGGUACUACAUCUCACCCAGACUCACCUUCCAGUGCCUGGAGGACAUGGUCAGCCACUACUCAGACGCUGCAGACGGCCUGUGCUGUGUGCUGACAGCGCCCUGUCUGGCCUUCUCUGCCUGCGUCCCCAGUGCUGUGGACCAGCCCCCACCCGUGGUCAUGAGGCACAACUUUGACUGGAAGAACGUGGAUAGAUCCCAGUUCCUGAGGCCCGGCUCCGCGGUCGUGGGCCAGUCCAGCGCCGACAUGGUGAGCUACGGCGUCAGGAACAGCAUCGCCGACUACCUCUCCCUGGUCGACUCCGUAGACGCAAACAGCAGCAGCGGCGGCGGCGGCAAGAACAGGACUCGCAAGAAGAAGUGCAAGUCCGUCUACGUCAUGCAGGACACUAGCGACAACUUCAUGGAAGAGGACUACGACGACUAGCUUGUGGUGGAGAGAGGCAGAAAGACUUGAAGGGAUGUUUCAGGAUGUUUUUGUUGUCAUUCAGUCAAUUGAGAAAUGUGAUAACUGGUCUGGAGGAGGCUGGCAGAGAACUGGGCAAGACCUUCAGACUUCGGGACAUUUUGUUUGUUUUUUGCUUGCACAACAUUAAACUAUUAAGGAGGACUGUGAUAACUAGCUUGUGGCGAAAGACAUUCAGGCUUUCAGGCUUUCAGGCUUCACAAUUCAUUUGACAAAUGUGACAACUGGCUUGGAGGAGGCAGAGAACUGGGCAAGAUUUUCAGGCUUACGGACAUUUUUAUAUUUUUAUUGCACCAGGUGCCUGUGCAACGUCAUUAAACUAUUGAGGUGGACUUUGAUAUGGCUAUGGCUUGGUGGAGGCAGAGAACCGGUCAAGAAUUUCAGGCUGAAGGACAUUUUUCUUUAUAUUGACGUUGCACCCCUUGCCUGUGCAACAGUCCGGGCAACAGCACUAUUGUCAAGGAUUGUGUCUGUGAUGACGAGAUUGGUGGAAGCAGAGGAAUGUUGUAGACUUGAAGGCUUCAAGACAUUUUAUUACCAUUGAACAGUUGGCUGUGCAAUGUAAUUAAAUGAUUGGUGAAAACUAUAAGAACUAACUUUAGGCAGAGAACAAUGCAAGGCUUCAAGGCUCCAUGAUGGUUUUAUUAUUCUUAUUGAUCUGUUCAGCCUGUGUAACAAAAUUACAUGAGAGAGGAGGGCUUUGGUAAAGAUUGAUGAGGCGGAACAUUUCGAGACUUGAAGAUUUGAAAAUAUUUCUAUUGUCACUGAUCAAUUACGGCAGAUGGUGUCACUGGUGGGCCUAUACACUAUUUGCUGAAAAUACUGCAUCAUAACAACAUUGCCAUGACAGUACCAAGAGCCUUAAGUAACAGAUUAAGACGUAGUCAUUUCAAUUUUGGUGACAGCAAGGUUAUAACAUUGGCUCUGCGCAAAGGGGUUAAUUGUCCUGUGAAGUUCAACAAUUGACGCACAAGAGUUCUCUCAAGGCUAUGGGAAAGAGGGAUGCAUACUUUCGGAUUGGAACAGGUCCUUUUUCUGUGCCCAAAGACAGCAGACAUUGCUUAAUCUUGGACAUGCCCAGUCCAGCACAGGGAAGAGGGGGAGAGCAAGAGACAGAGAGAGAGAGAGAGAGAGAGAGAGAGAGAGAGAGAGAGAGAGAGAGAGAAAGAGAGAGAGAGAGAGAGAGAGGAGAAACCUGGGGGAGGAACCAACCCGAUGUGUCCUCUCUGCGAAGAUUGUCAGCACACACUGAAGGCCUAAUGCUUUCCUUGGCACGGUGAUUGCCUUUCAAACAAACACACACUCUGUGUGCGUGUGUGUGUGUAUGUGUGUGUGUGUGUGUGUGCUUGCGCGAAUUUGUGUGAGUGUGGUGUGUGUGUGUGGAUCAGUGUGGGAAUACGUAUGCAAGUGAAUAAAUGCUUUUUAUUGAAGGAUGUUAUUUCACGUAUUUGUGUGUGUCGGCUAAGAUAUGUUAAAGAGUGUUUUUGGUUUAGUGUGUGUGUGCGUGUGUGCGUGUGUGCGCGUGCGUGCGUGCGUGCGUGCGUGCGUGUG